Messenger RNA from Effrenium voratum, 729 nucleotides. Lineage: Eukaryota; Dinophyceae; Suessiales; Symbiodiniaceae. The record is from the annotation of a GenBank genome assembly.
AGGAAGGAGGCCCUUGGCUCAAGACAUGAGGGGUGUGUGCGUAAGCUCCCGGUGGGCGGCUUCGACGGCCUUCCGGCUUCCGCGGAAGACUGUCGCGCCAGGUGUCAGCCCCGUCAGCCCCGUCAGCCCCGCGGCGCCGGCUUCGGCCGGCGCCCAACGCUUCGGCGUUGGCGCGGCUCCAGCGAGGAACGAUGGGCCCCCUUUGGCGGAAGGCCAGGCCAAGAUGAAGAUCGGCAAGUACCAGGGCAAAACCUUUGCGGAUAUUUACCAGGAGGACCCGCAGUACUGCAGGUGGGCCUGUGACGUGGCUCUGAAGGGCAACUCGAGUGAUGCCAUGAAGAUCUUUGCCGCGUACGUGCAGCACAGGUGGCUGCUUGCGCUCAACAACCUGCUGAAGCAUGCCCAGCCCAACAGCCUGACGGGCCACAGCCUCGCCACCACUGGCGAGAACGAUGAGCUUAUGCGAUCAGUGAUCGAGAGCUACAUCCGCAUCCUCGGCGGCAACGUGUCGCGACGUCUCUCAGACGCCACUGCCUUGGUGACAUUGGGUCCCAGGAUUUUUGAUGGGAGGCCCGUCAAGGAGAGCCCAAAGAUGAAGGAGGCCGCCAGCUCGGGGCUUCCGGUGCUGAGCCUCGAGGAUUUGCAGGACUUGGCCAAGGCUGGCGCCCCCACUGAGCGAGCAACUCGACAAAAGUUUGCCUGAAAGGGGCGACAGAAAUUCGGUGCAGC